UGUUGGCUGUGUGACCCCGAUGUUGGUGUGUUUACAUCCUCUUAACCUAGCAGUUCGGCGGACCGAUAGAAUAACUAAUGUAAUAUGUAUAACGCACUCGCUUGAAACGUGUGACGUAUCACAUUUAUACACAGAAGCAGCAGGUGAUAGCGUUAGCGAAUUGACCAAUCAGAAGCCAGCAAAUCUCAACUGCUAUAUAAGCAGCCGCGCUAUCCUUUCCAUUGUCACAUCUUUUCUCUCAUUCAACGAGUCGCAAGCAAUUUUCUUCUCUUACGACGAACUGAGCGCUUUGUUACAACCAACUUGGAUAUUUCCAAUUAACCGAAUCUUGAUUUUUAUCUUACGGACUUAUACAUUACUUUGCAAACUGUCAUUCUUAAAUCACAACAUGAUUUUGCCUGAAGAUUCUGAAAAACCCAUGCAAUCAAAAGAAAGGAACAACAUGGAUAUCGGCCAAGCUUUGAGCGAGUUAAUCCUUAAAUCCAAGUCUGAGGGCAGACUGACCUGCGGUGUGGCGAGCUCCGUCAAAUUACUGGAAAUGGGUCCAGAUUUUGUUCUGCUUUGCAUUCUGCCAGUAGACCGGAACCAGUCCGUUAUGGUCAGCAUUCAACAGACUUUAGUUGAAGCCUUUUGUCGUGAUAACGACAUUAAUCUUGUAAAAGUUGACAGCACUGACAAAUUGUCAGCACUUGUCAGAUACGAGGAUCCAAAUGACAACGAGGAUUAUCGGGAUUACUGCUGUGUACUGGUCCAGGCUCCAACCUCUUGUGCCGAAAAAUGUGAAUUCCGCAAGAUGAACCAGUCAAUUGUUGAUUACUAUAACUCUGUAUUUGUGGACUGGGAGUCCGAGCCUAUUAUUGAACUCCCUGGAUGAUUCUUAUAACCAAUUUACUCCAAAUCUAUAUUGCCUAAAAUUGGCGUUCUCGCAAGAGCGCGCAGAACAGGUUCUUUCGGUCUCUUGGCUUGUUCUACUUUACUCUGGUAGACCAGUACUGGCUAUUUGGCACAAAACCAGAAAAUAUAGCAAGAAAAAAGUGGGAUCCCUACCACGACUCAGCUCUGCUCCAAAGCAAGUGACAAUACCAGUGUCCCCUCUUCUGUUUAUGCUGGGGACUGUAGUGGAAGACAAAACGGAUACUUUUCUUCACUGGAAGAAUACUGUUUGGCUCUAACCAGGAAUAGACUGUACAAUAUUUUACUGCUAUGGAACUACUCUGUGCCUUUUGAGUUUGGUAUGAUCCGUUCCUUUUUGGAGCAUGUCCAAGAUGAGCUUGGGAAUAAAUUUCUUACAUUGAACUAAAGGAUUGAAGAUUCUCUCACCAUUUCUAUAACUGACUCUAUAGAACAUUUGAUUUCUAUAUCUCCUUUUAAAACAAUGAUAUUUUGUAUUCCUGUUUUUAACAAGUUUACACCAACUGGAGUAUUUGGUUCUGAAUAAACUUCUU
Molecule: messenger RNA, 1445 nt
Organism: Octopus sinensis (East Asian common octopus)
Lineage: Eukaryota; Metazoa; Mollusca; Cephalopoda; Octopoda; Octopodidae
Product: growth arrest and DNA damage-inducible protein GADD45 alpha
Exons: 6
Coding region: 20-874 (284 amino acids)
Biological process (GO): regulation of cell cycle
Cellular component (GO): cytoplasm; nucleus
Source: RefSeq, a predicted model, not a curated record